GCUCAGCCUUUGAGGGACGUGACAGCUAAAGCCGGCGCACGUUAUGCAGAAGGGACGUUAAGCGUGUGCCACGUGUAUGACGCGAAUUGGCGCGUCAGAAACACGCGUACGGCAAUUAACACUACCAUAUCCUUCUCCGCGUAACCGUUUCCUCUUUCAUUUUCACUUGUGUGUUUGCCUAAACUUUCCAAAACUCUUUGAAGCAAAAACGCUCCAGCUUGAAGAAUCAGCACAUCGAGUCAACUUCACAUCAGUUUCAGGUAAAAAUGGUUUCAUUGAGAGAACUCACAGAGCAACGAGGUAACCAAGGCAGAGAGAGAGAAGAGGGAGGGGUUUUGUCAGUGGAGCCUAUCACGAUGAUAGUGCCGCCUGAGUUGCAGGACUCGCCGGAGACAAUGGCGCCUGAGAGAAGCGCCAGUUCGAGCGCCAGGGAUGAUGGUGGCGACCACCCUACUUCGCCGUCUAGCAGCUCAUCUACUGAAGAGACACCUAGCCGUGAAGAAGGGAUGGGGGAUGUGGUGAGCAGCGUCUCAGAUCGGCUGGUGGUUGGGGAAUGGGAAGGCGCGACAAUCCCGGGCAGGUUGAGUAACCUACGAAAAGCACCAAAGGACCUGCCCGCUGGCUUCAGGUUCAAGGCUGUACUUCAUCACGAAGUAGCAGAUUGUGCGCCCUCCAUAAGUGGGUAUAAAAGACUCGAGGAGAUGGUGAGGGCGUACCACAUCCCCAGGACCAUAUUGCUGCGAACUGGCGGGCAGAACGAAAGGGCGUGCACAGUGUCACCAACGGGCUGGAUCCCAGUGUAUGUGGACCACUUCGACGCCGGCCUGCAGUUUCCCUUGCCCGGAUUGGUGUUCGACCUGCUGGCAGAUUACGAGCUGGCGCUGACGCAGCUGACACCCAACAGCAUAAGGUUCAUUAUUGGCUUUAUGCUGCUGUGUGAGCGUUUAGAGGUACCGGCCAAGGCGAUCGUGUUCAGGUCGCUGUUUCAAUGCCGGCUGUGUCCCAACUCUCGAGGCGCGAAGUGGUACUACCUCUCCAGGAGAGACAAAAGCCAGCUGUUCAAGAAUGUCCGGAACAAAGUAGUGAGGUGGAAGAGGCAGUUCAUAUUUGUUCGCGACACGCGAACAGAGAGGAUAAGCAACGACCUCGCUGCCCGGCUGUCAGAAUGGCGCACGCCCAAUGCUCAUAUCAACUACCCUCAGCUGCUGCCCUGGGAUGUCGAUCUGAAGAACCAGCUGCUUGACGAAGGUAUAUUUUCAUCACAUAACGUAGAUUUUAGCCGAGCUGAGGCUUAUGCAUUUGUUUGUGCAGGUGAAAUGAGCAGCAUACUGGAACGUCAGCGUCAACGUGCCCAGAGCUCCCGAGGCCGUGGAGCGAGCAGCGCGCAACCCCGGCAAACACGGUUUGACGAGCGGCCACCCCAAGCGCCUCAAUCACGUGGCUCAUCACACAGGGGAUCCAGCUCGUCGUCAAGGCCGCGAGCGGGUCACAGCUCUGAGGUUGCAGCUCCGGGCGCGCGCAGACGCGCACGCGAGGAGACCGAGAGUGAGGAGGAUGAGGUCCCCCUUGCUAGGCGCAUAAGAAGCGGGGGGACUCAGCCCGCACAGGCGGCUCGUCCUGUGACCGUGCGUUCACCGACCGCACCGUCAGCGACUGUGCGGGCAGCAGUGGAGCCCGCCUCUGCAUCGGCCUCGACAUCCGGCCCCAGGAUUGCUUAUCCUGAGGGCUUCAGCUAUGUGCGGGCAGAGUGUCAGCCCGCCAUGGUGCAAGCCAUGCACAACUUUGUGCCCCCUAUGGAUAACAAGCGGGCCAAAGCUUUUGUGCAGCAGCAUGGCGGCCAGGUCGCCAUGAUAAAACUUAUGGAUGCAUUCAGCUAUGCUGUGGCUAUGUACGAGAGUGAGCAGGCGGCUCGUACACAGAACAGCGAGCUCGGUUCCAAGUGCAAGCAACUGGCUGUUGAGAAGGCCAGCCUUGUGGACGAUGUGAAUCGUCUGCAAGGCUCUGAAAUGGCGAACCGAGCUGCGGCUGCAGAGAGCCAGGCGGAUGAGCUCGCCAAUAAGAACAACGAGCUCAGGGAGGAGUUGGAGCGAGCUCGAGCUGAGAGAGAGAGCGGAAUACAGGCGGCAAAGGAUGAGGCCGCCAGGGUUGAGGAGAGGGCGAAGAAGGCUGAGGCCGACAGGGAUCAUGCUCAGCACGAGCUGAGCUCCCUUAGGCACCAAGUCGCCGAGGCGGACCGAAACCUUGCAGCUGCCGGGGAAGCGCUGAACGAGCUGAAGGCUUCCCAUGCCUAUUCUGUUGUCAUCGCCCGGGCUCAAGGGGCAGAAUGGUUCGUUGGCUCUGCUGCGUUUCAGGACGCCGUGGCGGUCGCGUCGGCAAAUGUAACCACGGAGAUCUACAACGAGAUCCGUGGGAAAGUACUGCAACACUGCCCGGAUUUUCCAAUACGUGAGCUGGUCUUCUUUGACGAGGGGGAGCUAGACGAGCAGGGUAAGAGCCUUGCUCCCCUCGCUGAUACAACUGUGAGGCUGAGAUGGGAUUUGAACGAGGAGGGCGUUCCCGUCUGGCCACCGUCCAUUUUGGAGGACGGGGAGGACCCAGCAGGAUUGCCCUCAUUUGAUGCAUGGGUAGAGGGUGCUCCUGUAGCUGAGCAGGAGCCUUCAAGCACCCCACCCAACUCUCAGCCCGCUGCUGUGCCAGCCAGCUCACCCGUUAGCGCGCCAGCCUCCGAGCUCGCAGCCGAAUCCCCUCCUGCUCGCUCUCCUGCAGCUGCUACGGACGCAUCCAUGCCCGUCGAUCUGACGGAUGACUAGAUUUAGGGUUGUUUCUUUUGAUUUUUUGUACUUUGCUUUUGUAUUUUUGGUAUUUGAUCAAAGGAUCUAUCCCCGAUGUAUGUCAAAUGUAAAA
This is a messenger RNA of Rubroshorea leprosula, 2904 nucleotides long. NCBI's taxonomy places the organism in Eukaryota, Viridiplantae, Streptophyta, Magnoliopsida, Malvales, Dipterocarpaceae. The record is from the annotation of a GenBank genome assembly.